Molecule: messenger RNA, 3796 nt
Organism: Gymnodraco acuticeps
Lineage: Eukaryota; Metazoa; Chordata; Actinopteri; Perciformes; Bathydraconidae
Gene: tnfaip8l1
Product: tumor necrosis factor, alpha-induced protein 8-like 1
Exons: 3
Coding region: 259-819 (186 amino acids)
Biological process (GO): regulation of apoptotic process
Cellular component (GO): cytoplasm
Source: RefSeq, a predicted model, not a curated record
AGGAGGAUUCGGGUUACAAGUUGUAACCGAUCUCACGGUGCAGCAGAAGAAACACUCUUUCAAUAAUUCACACUUUGAUACUCGAAACAAGAAGGAGCUGCCGGGAGGGUGCUGCUUUUUUUUUAUCCGAGGAAAAACAAGCGAAGAAACAUGAAGUGACUUUCCCUGCGCUGCCAGGAUGAAAACUUGAGAUUUAAAUCCGAUUUAGGUGUCUUCUUGUCGGCUUACCUUUCUCCUGAGUCCCGCUGAGUCUUCACCAUGGACUCCUUCAGCACCAAGAGCUUAGCGCUGCAGGCGCAGAAGAAGCUGAUGAGCAAGAUGUCCACCAAGAGCAUGGCCAACCUGUUCAUCGACGACACCAGCAGCGAGGUGCUGGACGAGCUGUACCGCGUCACCAAGGAGUUCACGCGCAACCGCAAAGAGUCCCAGAAGAUCAUCAAGAACCUGAUCAAGAUGGUGGUGAAGCUGGGAGUUCUCUACAGGAACAACCAGUUCAACGGAGAGGAGCUCAUCCUGGUGGAGAACUUCAGGAAGAAGGUCCACACUCUGGCCAUGACGGCGGUCAGUUUCCACCAGAUCGAGUUCACCUUUGACCGCCGCGUAAUGAGCGCCAUUCUGAAUGAUUGCCGCGAGCUGCUGCACCAGGCCAUCAAACGCCACCUGACGGCCAAGAGCCACUCGCGGGUCAACCACGUCUUCAAUCACUUCGCCGACUGCGACUUCCUGGCAAAUCUGUACGGCCCGUCGGAGGUUUACCGUGGACACCUGCAGAGGAUCUGCAACGGGGUCAACAAGAUGCUGGACGAGGGGAACCUUUGACCUCCGUUUGGCUCCUCAACGGGCUUCUUUUACCUCCCAGUGUGCAAGAUUUCUUUUUUGUUAUUUUUAAAGCUGACAAUCGUUUUGCAUGCGUGUGCCUUUCAUCCAUAACACUGACAAUAUCUCGGCUAGUUAUUCCAAGAAGAACCUGCUCUUAUCAGUAUAUUCAGGGAUAAGAGCCAUGACAACUGUGCCUUUUAUGAAAAUAGAUUUAAGGGUUUGAUCCGUUACUGAAAGGAACAUAAUUGAAGCACAGGCCUUCAGCCACGAGGAGCUGUUAAUGGACCAAGAUGUAUUUUGCGAGCAACAGGAGAGGGUGAUGUUUUUUGGUUCUUUCCAUCUAAAUGCUGACCUCCAACAGGCGCCUCAUGGGACACCUUUUACAUCCAAUAUGCAUGAUUUCCUUUAGUUUUUUUAAAGAUGACAAUCAUUUUGCAUGUGUGUGCCUUUCCUCCAUAACACUGAAAGUAUGUCUGCUAGUUAUUCCAAAGUUUCUUCUUCUUCAGACGGACUUUUUGUCACUGUUACCAGAUGUUUGUCCACAGAAUCCAGGCACAGGCCUUCAGUCACUAGCAGCUUUUAAUGGACCACAAUGUUUUUUGAAGGCACCAGGAGAAGAAAGCAAGUGAAUUCCCUUCUUUUCUAAAUGUCUAAAGUAGUGUUGCUCCUCAACGGGCACCUUUUACGUCCAAUAUGCAAGAUAUAUUUUGUUUUGUUUUAAGAUGACAAUCGUUUUGCAUGCGUCUGCCUUUCAUCCGUAACACUGAAAAUAUCUCGGCUAGUUAUUCCAAAGUUUCUUCCUCUCCAGACGGACUAUUUGUCACUGUUUUUUCUUUUUUAUGAAUGUAAAACUUCGUGCUCUUAUCAGUAUAUUCAAGGAUAGGAGCCUUGACAGCUGUGACUUUUUAUAAACACACAUUUUAAGGGCAUGAUCUCUUACUUAAAAGGAACAGAAUCCAGGCACAUGCCUUCAGUCUCAAGGAGCUUUUUAAAUGGACAAAAUGUUUUUGGGGGCACCAGGAGACAAAAGCAAGUGAAUUCCCAUCUUUUUUCUGAAUACCGGAGGAUAUAAAGAUUUUUUGUGACGCACUCGAUCCCGAAUAAGCGCUGUACUGUACUUUCUCGCAAAAAUGAAACCAUGUGAAACCGUUUUAGUAAUCGUGCGUUUUCCAGCAACAUGCACUGAACUCUGCAGAGGCCUUUUGUGUCGGAUAAAACCCAGCGUUUCCUCUUUAAUAGCGUGCUUUAUAGCCACAACAAAAAUGAAGUAUUCAGGUCGAAGAGGAACUGGAGGAAUUUGACUACGCUGUGUGUGUAAAAAAACUCCCAACUGUGUUUUAUAAACGUCAGAAUCUCAACAAGGGGAGCGGCACGAUGUGUCACCACCGCUAACGUUUCCCUAGCGUUCUCAUCACAGAUCACAGUCAAACUACUCGUCAUGAGAGGUGCGGGGGUAUUUAUUGUAGGCCGACCCAGGAAGGUAGCAUCUCCCUGGUUCCCUCGACAAAAGCAAUGUGGUUUCUCCAUGUGAUUUUGGAUUAUUGCAGCAAAUAAUCUGUCUCAAACAAACGUUUACGAUACUUACAGGUGUUGAUCAGCAGAAAAAUCUCCGCAUAUUAACAGCACGUGAAUGAUUUCUGAAGUAAGAAGCUAACGUUAGACUGUAAAGGAACCAAAGCACGAUCACAUGACUUCACGUAACCACUGCUAUGCUAAUGUUGGGCGUGAUGACGUUUAGUCGUCUCAUUUAGACACUUGUUAUCGACCGCUGUUUCCGGAUCUAUUGGGGGUAUUUACUGAAGUAUUUUAAGUCAUGGAACAAAAAUCUCUUCAGCUUGUGUUAACCACAGACCCUAUUUCAAGAUUCUAACUAAAAACACAUUCACAAAACCAUUGACUUCCAGACGUGGGAACCAGAGGCGCUAAAAUACUGACUCAUUCCUGCACCUCACUAUUGAUUUGAAGCCCAGUGUCGGGUUAAUAGAUGAAUCGUCGCUGCCUCAGGUUCAUCCAGAAAACCAUGGUUUGAAUUCUGACAGAUUUGAACUCAAAAGGCUUCCCAGGAGCGUUGGGAUGAAAGGACGGACCGCAGCCUGCAGCUCGGCGUCCGUGCAAAAGGCCAGGCGGGGUUUUAGUUGAGAGAUUAGAGCUCACACAAACAGUACCUGAUGUCCUCUAACGCUGCAAUUACACUCCCCACUCGGCGGCGGGAUAAUGGCCGCUCUCCACCUCGCCUCGCGGAAUAAUGUGACGUAGAUCUGUGUUUGUUUGCGCACUGCAAGCCCCCUUUAUAAUGGACAGAAAGAGUGUGGUUCUUCCUUAUAACGGAGAAUAUGAAUACUCCUGAAACCUCACAUAAUAGCCUUUUUUUCUGUAUCACUGAGCCUGUCUGGGAGAUUGUUUUGUUCUGCGGCCUCAUUUUGUAUUCUGUCUGUGUUUGUGUGUUUGUGUGCGUACCUGUGAGAGAAUUGGAAAUGGAGCCGUGUAAUAAGCGCUGUGCUUCUUAAACUUCCUCACUUCAUCCACAGCUUCUCCCUGCCAAAGAAACGAAUAUUAAUGCGAGAAACAUUACGAAAAAGAAAACGGUAUGCACUUGAUAAUUUAUAGUAACGGUGAUUAUGAAGAUGGUGGCUGUUGUGGGUUUUUACUUCAAAUUCACCUUAUUAGUCCUUUUAUGUAACGAGCAUAUUUUCAUUUGUUGGAUUAGCUUUCACUGCGUCAAAAAGUAAAUCCCUCUGGUCGAUUGAAUUGUCUUUAAAUGCCAUUUUCUCCAAUCCCUCCACAUCUCAGGGUUAAAUCUCCCUCGGUAUAAAACCCAUGACACACUAAGUAGAAAUAAGCAGCAGCCCCACUUAAGCCCUCAAACUAAGCAUACUUAUUUUGUUUUUUUCUAUUAUGUGAAUUUGUAUUUUUGACUCAUGUACAUAUGAUUGUGUCUCUAUAUUGUAUCCAAAUAUAAUACUUUUUUAAAACUAUA